Messenger RNA from [Candida] anglica, 2418 nucleotides. Lineage: Eukaryota; Fungi; Ascomycota; Pichiomycetes; Serinales; Debaryomycetaceae. The record is from the annotation of a GenBank genome assembly.
AUGUCCAAACCACUUGAUCUCUCUCCUGAAGAAUCGAUUGCCGCUUCGCAAUACUCAGACAUUGAUUCUGCAGUCAGUUCUGCUGAUGGUGUUGAGGAUGGUAUAGAGCCUGAGAAAAACGAUACUUCACAAAAGCAAUCAUGGAAAGAGAUUCUCAUUCUUGGGUUCUCAUCCCUUGGUGCUAUUUAUGGUGAUAUAGGUACUUCCCCACUCUAUGUCCUUAAUACUAUCAAAUACCCAAAUUCUCCUCCAUCUCAAACUGAUAUAUACGGUGCUGUCUCGGUUAUUUUUUACCUCUUUACUAUUAUUGUGAUCAUCAAAUAUCUUUUGAUUGUUCUUGUCAUUGGUCCAAACAACGGUGAGGGUGGUCAGGUUGCAAUCUAUGCAAAAAUUGCAAGACAUCUCAAGAUUGGUCCAAGAGGUGUCACCAUCCCUGGUGGUCCAGAAAAGGAUGAUUUGCUUUUACUUUCAAGACAAGAAACUUCCCUGAGUUUCGUUUCACUUAGUUCAAAAUUGAACAAUUUCAAGAAUUCACCAGGUAUGAUUAAGAUAAUUUCAAAGAUUAUCUUGUGCGGUUGUUUCCUUGGCUGUUCAUUGGUUAUAUCAGAUGGUUUACUUACUCCAACCACUUCUGUACUUUCUGCUAUUGCCGGUAUCCAAAUUGCAAAACCAGAUUUCGAUAAUGUUCUUGUUGUUUCAGAAGUUGUGCUUGUUUGUCUUUUUGUCAUGCAACAAUUCGGUUCUGCAAAGAUUUCAUUUGCAUUUGCACCCAUUAUUUUCCUUUGGUUGAUCGGUCUUUUCAUUUGUGGGGUAAUAAAUAUUGCCAAAUAUCAUCCAGGAAUCUUCAAGGCAUUAUCUCCAUAUUAUGCAAUUCAACUUUUAAGAAAUGGAGGUAUUGAUGUGUUUUCUGGUGCUAUGUUAGCAAUCACUGGUACUGAAGCUAUGUUUGCUGAUAUUGGUCAUUUUGGUCGUCUUCCAGUACAGCUCUCCUUGACUGUCAUUGUUUACCCUGCACUUAUAAUUUGUUACUUGGGACAAGCAGCAUUUAUCCUUCACAACCCAGAAGCGUUACUGAAUCCUUUUUUCUUUUCCAUUCCUGGCGGACUUAAUAGUCCUUCGUAUUGGGUGAUGUUUGUUCUUGCAACCCUUAGUACAAUCAUUGCUUCACAGGCAUUAAUUUUGGGAGUCUUUCUGAUUAUUGCUCAAUUGAUCAACUUGGAUUGUUUCCCUAAAUUUAAGAUUGUUCAUGUUUCCAAAAAUUAUUCUGGUAAAGUUUAUAUUCCUGCCGUUAAUUGGGCAUUAAUGGUUGGGGUUGUAUGUACAACUGCAGGGUUCAAAAACAGUAAUAAUGUCACUGCUGCAUAUGGUUUGGGGAUUACUCUUGAUUUCUUGGUAACUAGUGUGCUUAUCAUGAUUUGCAUGGUUUAUGUUUACGAAUGGAACUUAAUCAUUCCAAUUAUAUUCUGUUUGGUUUUUGUACCUUUAGAGAUCAUCUUAGUGGUAUCCAACUUGAAAAAAGUUGUACAUGGUGCAUGGUUCCCCAUUAUGAUGGCUGGAUUGGUUUAUUUGUUCUUAUCAUUUUGGAGAUGGGCAAGAUCCAAGAAAGUUGAUCAAGAAUUCAAAGCCAGAGUGAAAAUCGGUGACUUGUACCCUGAAUACAAGCGCAUUCCAGUCAGUGAAACAGUCGAUUUGAGAAAUGGAGAUCUUCAAGAUGAAGAGUCCAGAGGAAGACAAAGACUUAGAGAAGAAGUUGUGGUUGAAUAUGGAAUUUCGUUGAAAUCAAUGCUCAAGAUUGGUACUGAUCUUAAAGUGAAUACCAUCUUUGGUAAUCAGCUUUUGAAACGGUAUCCAGGGGUUGCCAUUAUGUAUACUGAAGCCAUUCACACCUUGAAUUCACCUAACACUGUUCCACAACUAUAUAAAACAAUGGUCUCUUCCUUCCCUGCUAUUCCAAGUGUCUUUAUCUUUUGUGCUGUUAGAGUAUUAUCGAUUCCUAUUGUUCUGGAACUGGAGCGAGUCAUGAUUGGGUCUAUGAAAAUUCCUGGUCAUUAUAGAUGUAUUUUAAGAUUUGGGUUCAUGGAAGAAGUCCGAAUUGACGAUGAUCUAUUGCAUACUAUAUUGAAUACACUUCCAGAUACCCCAGAUCUUAUUGACAAUUUUAGUAAGGGUUUGAUACGCAAUACAAGUAGCAUUCCAGUUAUGCACGUGUUUGAGAAUGAACUUCUCCGAUCUCACAGGUAUGUGGGAGAUGAAUAUUCUACGAAGAACCCAUUGAUAAAGAUACAAAGAUGGUUAAGGAAAUUCAUGAUAAACCACAUGUUCAGUCCAAUAAAUUCUGCAUUCAGACCGAAAGGACAAAUUUUAAAGGGAGAUGAAGAGAAGGAGAAAGUUUUCAUAGGAAGUGUUGUCAGGAUAUAG